This is a messenger RNA of Anguilla rostrata (American eel), 7911 nucleotides long. Its product is annotated as alpha-protein kinase 3-like. Gene Ontology annotation, molecular function: ATP binding; protein serine/threonine kinase activity. Gene Ontology annotation, biological process: cardiac muscle cell development; protein phosphorylation. The record is from RefSeq and is a predicted model, not a curated record. Lineage: Eukaryota; Metazoa; Chordata; Actinopteri; Anguilliformes; Anguillidae. Bases 257 to 5398 code for a protein of 1713 amino acids. Gene Ontology annotation, cellular component: nucleus. The transcript is spliced from 15 exons.
CCCAGUAGCGCGUGCUCAUGUUUGAUUGACAGUUGCAGAGCCUUGCGCUGGGAGAGCAGGCUAACUCAAAAGGGACAACCAGAAACAUAUGCAUGUUGCUGUCUGAACAAUAAGUGACGCUGCCCCUCAGCUGAACGUAGCCGAAAACGCUAAAACCUUUUUUAUUAAGCGUCAAGACACCCGACCGCUGCAGCGCGCAAGACGUUUUUGCUUCUGUUGGGAUUCUACGACUUGUGGUAGCAGCUGAACCUUGAAAAUGAGUUCCAGAAGGCCGAUGACUCGUGCUUUCUCUGCCAACGGGCGGCUGGGUAGUAUAAAUGAGGAUGAUAUGCCCCCUCCCAGCGGAAGACCCGAUUCCAGAAACUACCUGCUGAACGUGCGGCCGGAGAACAGCUACACAAGUCACAGGUAUUCUUGCUACAAGCCAUCGAGGAGCACACUGUGUAGUGUGAUGGCACAGCUGACUGAGGAGACACAGCCAUCGUUUGAUACUACCUUAAAGUCCAAGGCCGUGUCCGAGGACUCUAACGUCAAGUUCAGCUGCGAGAUUUCAGGUUACCCAGUUCCUGAACUGACCUGGUACAAAGAUGAUAUGCAGCUGGACCGAUACUGUGGCCUUCCAAAAUAUGAAAUAUUCCGCAAUGGAAAAGUCCAUACGCUCCACAUUUACAACUGCACGAUCGAAGACGCGGCCAUCUACCAGGCAUCGGCCCGGAACAGCAAAGGGAUUGUCUCCUGCUCCGGCGUGCUGGAGGUCGGCGAUAUGAACGAGUUUAAGAUCCACCAGCAGUUCUUCAACAAGCUCAAGCAGAAGGCCGACAGCAAGCGGAAGGAGCUGGAGGAGAGCCGGCGACGGGAGAGGGGCAAGGAGAACGUGCAGGCCACGGUCCCGGGGCAGCCGCACACCCUCACCCCCGAGCGCCCUCCCAGGAAGCGCAGGUCACCCAGCGAGCCGGGACUCCGGGUGCCUCCUGUCCCGCGGGUCAGGGAGCCUGAGGCCGAGGCGCGCACUCAGGCCGAGGCACGGCUGCACGACGGGGCUAGGGAGGAGGGGACGGAGCAGCCUAAGGCUGCCGUGGAGAUACCCAACGGGUUCCCCGCCGACGCCAGGGUGACGCCCAUCUCAGACCUGACAAAGGAGGCGGAGCAAGAGAACGGCAACCAGGACCUCACGUACAUCUAUGAGACGGUGGAGAUAGUCACCACCACCAGGCGCCCAACCAAGGAGCCCUUAGCCACAAAGAGACCAAAGAUAUCUAACGGGGUGGCAGGUGGGGAGGUUAGCAGUGGAACCGUACAGGGGCAGGAAAGCAAGAAGGAUGAGCGGGAGGAGGGAGGAAUGAGCCUAGCGCAGUAUCUUGCGGAGUCCUCGAAGUCACAGGAAUGCGAGAAUAAGCAGGACUCAGAACAGGAGGUGAUGGAAGUAGAUGUCGCAGUGUCUCCUGAGAAAGAGAAGGUCGCUCAGACAGCACCCCUGGAAGAGGUACAUUCAGAUGCCCAGAAACCUGCAAGUAAGCAACCAGAGCCUCCUAAUAGCCAAGGAUCCCUUUCCUCAGUCUUCUUCUCUAUCAGAGACAUGUUCUUUGGGAGUAAGAACAAUGAUGCAAUCAAAACAGCCGAUGAUGCCCCACAACAAAACCAUGUUACCACCGCGGAGAAAGAGCCGCCUUCUGUCCCAUUACAACCUGACCCUAAAACGCAUGGGCGGGGACUGGACGGCCAGGCUGAGGACUUUAAAACACCUGUAGGGGAAAUAAUACAGAUGGAUACCAAGGAGCAGGUGGAGCCUCCCUCAGGAGCCCUGAGGGAGGCUCCACCUGGGCUCCCAAUUUCCACGAGCCCUGCUCUGGUGGUUGAGGAACCCGGGGAGAUGGCCGGGGUUGCAGCCCACCUCCUGCACAGACCAGCUGGGGGCCAGAUGCAGGCAGAGGAAGCGGGCGGUGCUUUGGAGGCUCCACAUGUACCUGCAGUGCCACUGGUUUCUGAGGUUGCAGAAGACCAUAUGCAGACAGAGUGGAAUUUAGGAUCUUCUGUACAGGACAUGGUCACACCCCUACGUGAGCUGGACAAAGUGCCAGGAGUGUUUACAUCUGCUGUGGGGCAGGCCACAACAGAUGUAGGUGAAACGGAUACCCUACAUGAUCAUGACCAGACUGACCCAAGUGAGCCGCCAUGCAGUGUGCAGCCCCAUUCCAGGGGAUCAGGUGAAAUCUCCAUGGAUACCAAGGCUGAUCAACAGAAAUUGGGCCCCCAAAACAUAGGAGGCCCGGAUGGCACGGCAGAGUAUAAAGAUUCACCCACAGUCAACACGGAUGCAGUAAAAGAAGGGGUCAGUCAUGCAAAGACGAAUGUGGUAGAAAGUGAAGAUGGUAUAUCCCAGGUGAAUUCCUCUGACUUGGUGCAGGAUAAUGUUGAAAUGAGGGAGAAAGAAAGUCCACUGAGCACAGCUCAGAAAAUGGAAGUCGAGACAAUUCCAGAGAAGCAAGAGAAAUGGAGGAAGGAUGUCACUGAUAAACUAAUCACUGUCCAACCAAUGACUGUAGAAUUAAAGCUUCCAGAUGUUUCACAACUAGAAGAAACAAUGACAGUUGUGCCAGAAGUGAAUAUUCCACUGCCCAGAAUCCCUGAUGUUACUGUUACACCACAUCUCACACCUCCCAAUCCAGAAUGCAUUGUUCCAGAAUUGCCACAAGAAGAAACAGUAAUUUGUGUCCCAAAGACAUAUAUUUUGGAAUCACCAACUGAACACACAUCUGUUCAUGAAAAAUCUGGUCCACAGCUGCUCGCAACUUUGGACAUAGCCAGUGUGGAAAGUGAUCCAGCUUCCAUCAUAGAGAACAUCAGGAAACAAGAGGUACUUUCAACGCAGCAGAUUUCACAGCAAGAUCAAGAACAGACAGUGCCCAAGGAAAAGGCUGCUCAGAAGAAUAUUGACAAGACAGAAAAUGAAACUUCUAUCCCAGUUAUUAAUGUAUGUCUCAGUGAAGACAGUGUACUUUGGUUUGACCCAGAGCCCCACAAAGUAAAGUAUCCAACUGAAAGCAAACCAGCAGUGGAAGAAUCAUCUAAAGUUCCCACCUUCGUGGUUCCUCCUAUUUCUGUCAUAAGUGCAGAUAGCCCUCCUGAGAGCAAUAACAUAUCUAAAGAUAGGGUAAAGGAAAUUGAAUCAACAUCUCCUUUAGUUCAUGGAGUCAAUACUGAUGUGGACUUGAAAAAAAGGUGUGAAAGUCCUUCUUUGGUGGGAAAGGAGGACAUCGGCCCUCCUGCUUCGGUUUGUGAGAAGAUUACAGAUGUCAAAGAGCCUGCUAAGCCAUUAGUCAUAGGUGUGCCACCAGAAUCCAUUAUAUUCAGCCAGUCGGACACAACAGAUGUGUCCUCUAGUGACACCUUAAUGAAAAAGACACCACCACUCAUCUCCUGCUUAGAGCAAGAAAAACCACAGAAAGAGUCUCAGACCACUGUAGAGCCUCAAUCCUUUGUGGAUCAACUCCAGAAAGACAAAUCCGCCAUUGAGAAGCUUACCCUUGCAGGCCCAGAGCAACCCAUGUUGAGUCCCACAACACUGCGGAGGUUUGCAGCCAAGGGUCUUUCCGGUCUGGAGGCUCCAGUCCUAAUGGCGGUCCCUGCCAUUCAGGUGGACAAUUUCCCAUCAGGAGAGGAGCAGGCUGAAGAGGUAACAGGGGGAGAGAGCCCACCAGCCGUCCCAUCCUGCGAGACUAGUCCCCGGCUGAGAAGGAAGGACAGCCCAACCCUCAUCCCCUCUGCCACCCCUGAGGAGCUGGCCUCAGGGGCUCGCCGCAAAAUCUUCCUGGCCAAAUCGAAAGGGGAGGUGAGUGAGGGGGCCGAGAAGGAGGAGUUGCAGAAGAGGAGGACGCUCUCCCAGGAGCAGGAGCAGCCUUACAUGUCACCAAACCAGUCUAGGAAGUCAGCGUUCCUCCAGACCAGCACGGGACAACAGACCCCACCUACUGAGAGACGCUCUCCCCACCUCAACCGCAAGAAGGCCACCCUGGAGGUACCCAAGCGUCCUGAAGAGCUGGUGGAAGAGACAGACUCCACUAAGACAGAUGACAAGCCAGCAGAGAAGGAGACCCUAAACCCUUUUAAAGCUCCUCAGGUUAUAAGAAAGAUUAGGGGAGAGCCCUUCCCAGAUGCCGUAGGACACCUGAAGCUGUGGUGCCAGUUCUUCAAUGUGCUCAGUGACUCCACGAUCAAGUGGUACAGAGAUGAAGUGGAGAUUGCAGAGGUUAAACGGAGUGCGGGAGACGAGAGUCAGGUGGCACUUGCCAUCGUUCAGACAUCAAGCAGAGACUGUGGUGUGUAUACCUGCUCCAUAAAGAAUGAGUAUGGGACAGACACAACCGACUUCUUACUCAGCGCAGACAUAUUGUCCAAUUUUCUUCUGAGGGAGGACUUAGAAGUGGGAGAGGAGAUUGAGAUGACCCCAAUGAUCUUUGCCAAAGGACUGGCAGACCCUGGGUACUGGGGAGACAAGUUUUUUGGGCGCAUCAUGAUACAGGAAGCGCAUAUUGGGGAGGGGUGCGCCCACAAGGCCUGCAGGGUGAAGGUCAUCUACGGCUUGGAGCCUGUCUUUGAAUCCGGCAGCAGCUGCAUCAUAAAAGUGCGGAACCCCAUCGCCUAUAGCUCCAAAGAUGAGAUUAGUCUGGCUGAAAUAAACCUGGAGACCACCAAAAAGGAGUGUAAACUCCAGAACACAGCUCGUGAGUACUGCAAAGUCUUCGCUGCUGAGGCUCGGGCGAUCGAGAACUUCGGCACAGCACUGGAAAUGCUUCCUCGCUACCUGAUGUAUAGGCCAGCCAACACGGUCCCAUAUGCCACAGUAGAAGUUGAUGUCCCAGGGGUCUUCCAGAAGUACUGCACAAUGGACGCUACAGGAGGGUUGAUCAUGAGGAGCGCGUCGGAGGUGGAGCAGAAAUGCUGUGCCUUCCAGCACUGGAUCCACCAGUGGACCAAUGGCAAUCUGCUGGUCACUCAGCUGGAAGGCAUUGGGAUGAGGAUCACUAACACUGGAGUUGCCACAAAGUUAAAAGGGUACCAGGGUCUUCCAGACAGCUGGAACCCACAGGUGUUUGAGCAGUUUGCAGUGCAGCACCAGUGCAACUACUACUGCGGUCUCCUGGGCCUGAGGACGCUGAAGCCCAUAGACUCCCAGCCUCAGCCUGCCAAGAUCAAGGGAUCCAGGAGCCCCCUGCUCAACCGGAGGGCAGGUCCGAGCUCCAGCCCCCAGCUGCCGAAGAAAGGGGUGCACAGCCCGCAGUCCACCCGCAAGGCCGCCUCCAGCCCCAAGGUGACCAGGAAGUCCGAGUCAGGGGACAAUGGCAAAACCACGGCCAAACCCAAAACCGCGGAGGGUCCCAAAGCUGUCGGGACAAGGUAGAAUGUGAGUCUGCUGAAGGAACUCAUGUCAAAGAAAGAAAAACGAAUAAUCAGAAGACAGAAUCUAAUCUCUCUCUUAACCACUCUUCGGACUGGAACAGUUUUUUUUUUCCCAUGUCCGUUGGUAUACUCUCUCACCAUGGUUUGAACUGAGCGUGAGCUGGAAGUGCCUGCAUUUUACCAGAUACCACAGCAUGACUCUGUGUCAGCAAUCAGAGAUUAUCUCAGUAGAGGGAUGAAGUGAUGAUUGUCUGCACUGGUCAUAUUUUGUGGUUACUGAAAAUUAUUUAUAAUUUAUUUGCUAAGUGUCCACCUUUAUUUAGUAAAAUUCUUGCAGAUUUAUACCUUGCGUGUUCUAAAUAAAUAUAUAACUGGAUCAUCACAGGAGCUACCAAGGUGACUUUCUCGCACUUUAUUUUAAUGAACCUACUUGUACUGUUAAACAACAGAGAAAUACUUGAUUACCUAUUAAAUAAGCACAACUAUUUAAUAAGUAGGAAAGUACUGUAAUUAUCAAACAGAUACUAAGUUGGUAGUGAACAGGUUGUAAACUUACUGUCUAUGAGUUGGAAAUAUUCAUAUAAUUCAGAAGUCACUGCUUUAAAAAAAUACUUUUUGUAUGUUCAAGCUUGUUGUUUUGAAUUAAUAUGAGGUUCUAUCAAGCAUUUAUAUUCAAAUAAAUGUUUGUUAGAAUAAAUACAUAUUUGGAAUAAAUUAAAUGAAACUCUUAUUACCUGUUUACAUGGUGCUUACUGUCUGUUUACCUGCUUAAAAAUAAUCCUACUUAUGUAGUAAGAAGGCUUUUUCCUAAUAUGAUAAACAUUAAAAUAAAGUGUGACCAAGUAGACUACCCUUUUUAUUAGGGAUAUUAGAACAGUUUCGCACCCCAGGAUUUGAAUCCAAAACCAGUGUUCCAGAAUAUGUACCAUGAUCAGUUAGGUGACUUCAGAAAAUGAAGUCUCCAGCAGGAAUUGGGUGACAAAACAGGGGUUUUGGCUCUUUAUUGAUCAGAGUAUUCUAGUAGGUGGUGCCUGUGGAUCGGAUUAAACAUUAUGUCCCAGUGAAAUGCUGCAUAACAAAGUAGCAAAAAAAUAAAUAAAUUCAGAAGCUGGGGUUCACAUUCUUUAUAUGGCUGAAAUGUGAGGCUUUUUCAUUUUAACACGUCUGUUGCACAUUUGACUUCAUGCCUGGCUACAGUUUCAAGUAGAUUGGUCUACCUUUCCUUAUAAUGGCAGUGCUGUGUUGCUGGACUGCACUUACAGUUGGAUCUCUUUAGAAUCCUUGGCAAGAAAAGAAAACAACCAUUCCUAGGUGCAUUGCUUGAAGUCCGGAGUCUGAUUAUUUGGUCCUUAUUCUUUUGUCGAGGCCUGAAGUAAAUGUUGCUGGAGCAAACUGCCUUUUUGUGAUGCAGCUCGAUUGUUGUUACAUAGAUACUGCACACUGCAUCGUUACUGUGAAACAGGCUUUGCCUGGUAAUUGGAUGAACUUGGGAUGACAGGUGCCUCCUGUUGUAUGCAAACAAAGGCAGCUGUACUUGAAAAGGCACUAAAGGGUUUUCUAUGUGGGGAAAAAAAAUCCAGUGAGAACUGUUUAGUUGGGCAUACAGUAUUAAGCCAUCCCAAAUCAGCUCUUUUAAGGCUGAUUUGUCCAGUGCUUGAUACACUAUAUUUGUCUAAGCACUCAACCACAGGAGUUAUUUUUCAUACAAAAAAUGUGACUGUGAUGUAUGCAUUACAUAUAAUGAUAGUUCUAGCAAUCACUGAGAGAACAGCAUUAGGUGCUCUUUUACGUGUGUGCGUGUGUUACUGUACUGGCCAAUGCACACCAUUGCAUGUAUUUUAAAGUUAAUUCCGUUUGUUUUGUAUACUAGAAAAAAAAAAUUCUUGGUUGGAUUGUUCUGGGAUAUGUAGAAGAUUUGGGUGGUUUCUUGUUGCUCUGUAGGCCAGACCCAUCAAGGAAGUUGCAGAACUGGGUAUUACUACUGUUUCUGUUCAGGCUAUAUACAGUCGAACACCAGAACAGAAAAUGUCCAUAACGUCAAUAUACUCUGAUGAGAGCUAAUAUUUAAUAUUAUUUAACAGAUAAAGAUUGGAUAUUCAUAAAGCCAUCAUUGUAGAACUAAAACCAAAAGUUUUGGUUCAUGCUGAAAGAAGUUUUAGGAUCAUAUAUAGAUUUUGUUUGUCAUUUUUGGCUGCUGUUGUGCACUCCCUGGUCCGUUUCAUUUGUCAACUCUGUUAAAUUGUAUCUCUGCAAAUCACUGUAUUUAUAUGUAGAAAAUAUGGACAAGAGCAACAUCUGUUGCUUUAAGUUUGGACAGAUAUGGCUGUACCAAAACAAUGAAACCAAACUGAAUGAUACUGUUUUUUGUUUGCAUUUAUGUGUGCACGCACAUGGGUGCGUGUGUGCCAGCACGUGUGGUGAAGGAGGCUUUGUUUACUGUAGUCCAUGGCACUGUUAUACAGUGACUAGUAAUGCUGUGCUUGUAUUUUUGUAAAAUAAAAAUGUACAUAUCAA